Molecule: messenger RNA, 602 nt
Organism: Nomia melanderi (Alkali bee)
Lineage: Eukaryota; Metazoa; Arthropoda; Insecta; Hymenoptera; Halictidae
Source: RefSeq, a predicted model, not a curated record
CUGGGGUUGUUCUGAACAUAACUGUCACAACUCAGUUUCGAGGUAUCUCUCGAAGUAUCAGUUUGGUGAAAAUUAUUGCGUAAGACGUCAAGAGAAAAUAUUCUGCCUUCAUGACUGUUUCCGGAUCUGUUAACCGCAAGCAAGUCGCGUUGCAACAAAACGAGAAUUUGAACACUUCAUCAUCCGAAAUGGUGUCUAAGGAGAUGAAGGAUUUAAAAGAUAGCAUAGCCAUACGUUUUCUUUUGAAGAGAACGAAGAGGUUCGAUCAUUGGAAAGAACAGAAAGCACAGAAGAAGGCUCAACGAGCCAGAUUGACUUUAGCCACUGACACAGCGGCGGAGUGUUUGAAAUACUUGGGUUUGACGCAAAAAAAUAUGAAAAAACGUGAACGACCGGAACAAAGACAGGAAGACCGAUCAAGUUUCCAAUUUCCAAAGCCGAUGGUGUAUGAGUGCGAAUUUUGUACGAAAGUUUUCUUUCACAAAAUUCCUUACAGAAGACAUAUGAUCCGUCAUAUGAAAAAGCAAUUUCUGUGCAUGAAGUGCAAUCAAGGAUUCAGUUCCAAGCUAGCAAAAAGGAGACACAAUCUAAGCUGUCGAUAA